Molecule: messenger RNA, 1065 nt
Organism: Candidula unifasciata
Lineage: Eukaryota; Metazoa; Mollusca; Gastropoda; Stylommatophora; Geomitridae
Source: the annotation of a GenBank genome assembly
AUGGUAGGCAAAAAUGUGACCAAACUGACCAACAGCGCAACUUACAAAGAACUGUUGGACACUUCUACAAGCCAGGUACUAUUGUCAGACGAGGUUCUCUACUAUUUUCUCUUAAUAAACUUUUGGGGUCCUGCCCUGGUUGUGUGUAUUCUUGGAGUAGUUACAAAUAUUCUGAACAUAAUCAUCUUUUGUAAACAGGGCCUGCGGGACACUGUCAACAUAAGCCUCCUGGGCUUGGCCACAUCAGACUUGGGUUCCCUGAUUACACUGCUUUAUGCAAAUAUCUCUUUUUUGCCAGAUUUCCUUGCGCUAAAUCUCCCGUACGUGGGCAAUGACGUAAUGUAUAUUUCGUCCUGGUGCCAUGUAUUAUUCACUAGAAUCAGCACCUGGAUAACUGCUUACAUCACGCUAGAGAGAUGUCUCUGUGUUACUACGCCCCUGAAAGUCAAGAAUUUGUUUACUCCCAGGAGGACAGUACUGUAUGUUAUAUUUGUAUACGUUUUCAUGCUGGCAAGCGUCACUCCAAUCUUCUACACAGCUCGACCAGCCAAGAUCUUUGACCCGUCAUAUAACACGACCUUAUUUGGGAUAUCCUUUUUAGAGGACAGAGAUAAAAUAGAAAUGGUGGCAUUCAUGACAAACAACACAGUCCCCACACUGGCAUUUUGCACGGUGGCAAUAUGCACCGCAAUUCUUGUCUCAACUUUACGAAAUAAAUCAAAAUGGCGUCGACAAGCUACCAUGGCCAAUGCUAAAACUGUCGUAGCUGACAGAGAUAAUAAAGUAGUCAAAAUGGUGGUACUAAUAUCUACCAUAUUCAUUAUUUGUUACUUCCCGGGAGCCGCUGUUUUUGUGUAUAUGUUGUUAGAUUCCGAUUUACGUGUUGACGGAGUUCAGAAGAAUAUGCUAAUCGCAGUGUUUUCAAUAUUAUUUCACCUGGAAUCCAUCAACGCUAGCGUUAAUAUCUUUAUAUAUUUUAGCAUGAGUUCAAAGUUUAGGGCUACGUUCAUGAACAUGAUUUGUUUCAAUAAUAAAGUGUCAAGGUGGAUCAAACAAUAUAUAUAA